This is a messenger RNA of Alnus glutinosa, 2199 nucleotides long. Its product is annotated as protein EDS1B-like. The record is from RefSeq and is a predicted model, not a curated record. Lineage: Eukaryota; Viridiplantae; Streptophyta; Magnoliopsida; Fagales; Betulaceae. The transcript has 3 exons. Gene Ontology annotation, biological process: defense response; lipid metabolic process. Bases 200 to 2065 code for a protein of 621 amino acids.
UUCAAGCCAAGGGAAGCAAAGUCUGCGUCGCCCCAAAAAAGAAGGCAAAAGAAAAAGGGAAAGUCUUGGUCAAUGAUUGUUUAAAGACAUAAAAGGUCAUCAUCCACCCAUCUUUCGUUAAAUUCAAACUGAUCAUAAUUCAUUUCUUCAAGCUCCAAAUUCUAAACCUGCAGAUUUCAAGAGAAAAAGCUCAAAAACGAUGGCCAGGGGAAGAAGGCUUGCAGACAUCAUAGGAACGGGGGACGAUCAGCUAAUCAUGAAAGCUUGUUCUUGUGCCAUGAAGGCUCACAAGUCUCCGGAGAAGCCAUAUGUUAUUGACAAAACUCGGGGCUCAUCGGAGACCGUCCUCUUCAUCAGCUUUCCUGGAUCUUGGUCUUCAAGUGAUUGGUUUGCUCAAACUCAAACACCCUUUGGAGAAACUAAGAUCAAUCGUCGAGGCAAUCCGCCAAUGUUUCCUUCUCUUAGAAGUAUAGGCAACGUUGAAGUUGCUACAGUUAAAGAAACCUUUCUGCGGAGAUUUGAAGACAAGAUCUUGGGGAGUUCAGAUUUCCAAGAGAAGGUGCAAAAAGCUGUGACAAACAAGAGGAAAAUAGUGUUUACAGGACACUCCUUGGGUGGUUCAAUUGCCAUCCUUGCUACACUUUGGUUCUUGGAAAAUUGCUUGAAAUCAAAUAACAGAAUCUCACCUCUGUGUGUGACUUUUGGAUGUCCUCUAACUGGUAACCACAUAUUUUCCCAUGCUCUUAGGCGAGAGAACUGGGCUCCUUACUUCAUACAUUUUGUUAUGAGAUAUGACAUUGUCCCACGGCUCUUGCUUGCUCCAAUCCCAUCCAUCGAACAAGAAUUUGACUCAAUUCUCCGAUUCUUCGCUACACAAUCAUCCAUCGGCGUCGUACCCGAGGAGGCUUCGAUAUUUUAUACAACUGUCAUGAGGAACACAGCAUCCGUGGCAAGCCACGCCGCCUGCAAUCUCACGGCGAACACAAAUCUGCUAUUGGAAACUGUAACUAGCUUCACUGCAUUAAGCCCUUACAAACCCUUUGGAACAUACAUCUUUUGCACUGGGAGUGGAAAGGAAAACGGAAAACUGGCGGUCUUGAGGAACCCAGAUGCUGCUUUGCAACUACUGUUUUACUCCUCCCAGUUGAGCAGUGAAAACGAACUUCAAGAGAUAGCCUGCAAAAGCCUUCAUCAACAUUUUGGCUAUGAAAAAGAGUUGCAAAGCUUAGAAAUGCAAGAUGUUGUUGACUUGAAGCAACUAGAAACACUCUCAUAUUCUGCAGAGGCCACAGGCGGUGAUAGCGCAACAAUUAACUCGGCCUUUAAUGACCUUGGCUUGAGCACGAGAGCUAGAUUGUGUGUUCUUGCUGCGGUAGAGUAUGAGAAGCGAAAGCAGAAGAACAAGGAUAACAUAGAUGCCAAGACGACAAAUAUCCAGAAUAUAAUAAAAGAACUAGAAUCCUACCGAGCGAACUGUGAGCCUCACUAUUAUGAUGCCUUCAGACUUCACCAAAACGGCCAGGACUUCUAUGCUAAUGUGAAGAGGCUUGAGCUAGUAGGUAUAUGGGAUGAAAUCGUCGAAAUGUUAAAAAGGUACCAACUCCCAGAUGAUUUUGAGGCCCAAGAAGGUUGGGUAGAGCUCGGAACGAGGUAUCGUCGCCUUGUUGAGCCCAUAGAUGUUGCCAACUACUAUCGACACUGUAGGAAUGACGGGGCGGGGCCCUAUUUGGGUAGUCCCGGCAAGCACAGGAAGCCCAGGCCGAAACGAUACAUAUACACACAACGAUGGCAUGAGCAUGCUCAGAAGCUGCCUGCUGAAUCCAGUGGAGAAUCGCAUUUCUGGGCAGAGGUAGAGGAGCUCCGCACUGAAACUAGCAGCAUUGAAGGGUUUGAACAAGUCAAGCCAAGGGUUUUGCAACUAGAAAGAAAUAUACAGAAAUGGGUUACUGACAAAGAGUUGGAUAAGGAUGUGCUCCGGAAGGAAACCAUCCUUGUGAAGUGGUGGAAAUCACUCCCUGACCAGCAUAAGAAUGAUUCUUGCAUUUUAGGACUCAUUAAUCCCUAAGGAUUUUGGCGGUCGGUGCCUUCUUGGAUAUGUUUGAAUAUGAAACAUGUUAUGAUGUGAUGUGUGCUAAAUACAGUGUAGCUAUUACUCUUUUGAAAUAAAAAAAAAACUUAAAAGAGUUGAAAACAACAGAA